This is a messenger RNA of Saccostrea cuccullata (small rock oyster), 701 nucleotides long. RefSeq names its product ninjurin-1-like. Gene Ontology annotation, cellular component: membrane. Gene Ontology annotation, biological process: cell adhesion; tissue regeneration. Bases 29 to 625 code for a protein of 198 amino acids. The record is from RefSeq and is a predicted model, not a curated record. The transcript has 3 exons. Lineage: Eukaryota; Metazoa; Mollusca; Bivalvia; Ostreida; Ostreidae.
GAACAAAGAUAGUGUAAAACUUGACAUCAUGCCUGUCGGAGAAACAAGCACAGAAAGAGAAGACCUCACGUCAAGCAGAAGACCAGAUACUUUACCUAUACGUGCUGCAAACGACGUUGCAGAUUUCAGAGACCCUGUUCCACGUAGAGAUGAAGUUGAUGGACAACAGCAAACAUCGUCUUCCAAAAGUCCAUUUGCAGACAGACAGAACUUUGUUAGACAAUUAUGUGACGCUUCACUAUUGGCGGCAAACGUUUCCCAGCUCCGCGUUGUGUUGGACGGAGGUUCAGAGAAUAGCUAUUACAUUCCAUUAUUAAUUAUGAUCGGAUUUUCACUAUUAUUUCACAUCGGGUUUGGAAUGCUAAUGAUUCAUAGAUGGAGAAAGGAAAGAGAAGCUGAAAUGUCUCACAAAAAGUCUUCAAGUCAGCCAGGUACGCCAUCUUCAAGUGUUAGUGUCAUAUCAGAACAGGCAAAAGGAGUGAUUUGUUCUUGCUCCUCGUGUUUGACAGUAGAGAGAUGUGAUGAGAUCAGCAUGUUUAUCAUGCUUAUAAUCGUUGUUUUAAAUGUCUUUAUUGCAGGACUUGGGUUAUCAGGGCCACCGAAAGGCGGCGCCACUGGUAACUAACACAUACAAGUUCGAUAAGAUCUUUGUAUAAUACAAGUAAUAUUGUUUUAAACCAAGAAAGAAAUAUAAUUAUGAU